Molecule: messenger RNA, 1066 nt
Organism: Solanum tuberosum (potato)
Lineage: Eukaryota; Viridiplantae; Streptophyta; Magnoliopsida; Solanales; Solanaceae
Exons: 1
Coding region: 361-918 (185 amino acids)
Source: RefSeq, a predicted model, not a curated record
AAAAUUACAAAAAUCCCUACUCUCUCCUAUUCUAGAUAAUCACUUUACGCGAUUAAUCGAUCGAAUACAUUACGCGAAGUAUCGGUCGAAUACAUCACUUUACGCGAUGUAUCAAAACAUAGGAGAUGUAUCGAAAAAAUGUUGAGUGAAGUAUCCGAAACCGAGAUGUGAUGUAUCGAAACGUUGAAGGAUGUAAUCUGAAUUUGGGACGCAAUGUAUCAGGUUAGCCCACACCAUUUUUACAAGGUUGAGGCUCAAAUAAUUCUGGUCCACACACCUGACCAGACCAUUUCCACUUCACUUAUUUGUAUUUGUAUUACUCCAAUCUCCCUCCCUCUCUAAACCGUAACCAGAAAAAUCAUGUGGGCCGCGAUGAGCCUUUCAGUUGCCGCACCGGCACCAUUCGCCACCACUAAACCGGCGGCAAAUCGCCUUUCGGCCGGAUCUCCGAGGAAGUUUCAGCUCUACUCGCAGCUUAGAAACCUCGACUUAGCAUAUGCGGCGGAGCAAACGCAGCAAAUUCGGAAGAAAUCGCAAACAAAUCAUUUAGGUUAUAGGGCGGAGCAGAAGCAGAAAUUUUGGAAGAAAUCACAAACAACGCACAUACAACAAGCAGAAGAAGAACAAGUAGAAGAAAAACAUGUAGAUUCAAAGGAUGAAGAAAAGAAACUGACCGGAUUUGACGUAUUGCAGGCACUGGAAAAAGCAACGGCACGGAAAAUGAAGAAAAAGAGAAAUGGAAGAGAUGGUUCAUUGUUAACUAGUAGAAAAGUGAGUGAACAAACAGCUGCAGAGAAUGAAGCUACGGCGGAUUACGGUAACAAAAUUGUUCGACCAUUGAGCAUAAGAGAAGAUUGGGGAACUCGUUUAGAUCAACUGGAAAAAAGACUUGAACAACUUGUAGAUACAAUAGCUUGAAUAUGCACAAUUGCUAAUACUAAACAUACAUACACAUAAAAAACAAUUGUUGUUUUUAGUGUAUUAUUAUUCCCUCUAAUUUAUACCUAUAGUGAUAGAUUAUACUUAUAAGAUAUAAAUAUAGUUUGAUCUUUUGGGAUCUUCAAUA